Molecule: messenger RNA, 2073 nt
Organism: Hippocampus zosterae (dwarf seahorse)
Lineage: Eukaryota; Metazoa; Chordata; Actinopteri; Syngnathiformes; Syngnathidae
Gene: trhrb
Product: thyrotropin-releasing hormone receptor b
Exons: 2
Coding region: 668-1867 (399 amino acids)
Biological process (GO): phospholipase C-activating G protein-coupled receptor signaling pathway
Cellular component (GO): membrane
Molecular function (GO): thyrotropin-releasing hormone receptor activity
Source: RefSeq, a predicted model, not a curated record
UAACCAGUCAACCAAAUAUGGGUGGCAGGAAAAAGCAAAGACGCGCUAUACAUGACGUCAUAGCUGCGUGCGUAAUGAGAGUUUGAGCAAAAACUAAGCAACAGAACCAAGGAGGUGGACUUUUACGAACAGCUCUGAUUGAAUUCCACUGUUCGCGUGGCAAGGAAGUGCAAUUUUACGCACAUCCCCAGUGGCAAAAUGGUUUGGUGAGGCGGGUGAUUUUUUUUUUUUUGCGCGGCUCCCCGGUCUGCAUUUUCACGCACAAUUCUCUGACAGAACACUCCUUUGGUUAGGGGAUAGAUUUGUUUUGUUCCCCGCACAGCUCUGCUUUGGUGGCGAGGAGGUGGACUUUUACGCAACGGGCUUUGGUUUCGUGGCGAGCAGAUUCUAGUUUCACGCCACUAACAUCGGGUCGCUUUUCAAGAAAUGGACUUUUACGCACGAGAAUAACAACGCCAGGACAUUGACUUUGUGAUUUGGUGGCGAGGAAGGUGGGACUUUCACGCACAGCUCUUUCCUUCAGGGGCGAGGAGGACUUUUACGCACACAUCCUCUCGUUCCUCCUCGCGCGCCACCCCACCAUCCCGGCGCUCGCUCAGGACGCAAGCUGCAGGGGGAGCCCAUUGAUGAACCUCGCUCUUCCAAGAAAACCCCAAACUAAUUCAAAAUGGAGAACUCGACCAACCAGACUCUGGGCGUGUGGACGGACUCGAGCGUGGCGUACAAAGUGAUCGGCACGGCGUUGCUGCUGCUGAUCUGCUUGGCAGGCGUGGUGGGCAACGUGAUGGUGGUGCUGGUGGUGCUGACCACCAAGCACAUGCGCACGCCCACCAACUGCUACCUGGUGAGCCUGGCCGCCGCCGACCUGAUAGUGCUGACAGCGGCCGGCUUGCCCACGGCGGCCGAGGGCGCUUUGGGUUCUUGGGUGUUGGGUCACUGGGGUUGUCUGUGCAUCACAUACCUGCAGUACCUGGGCAUCAACGCCUCAUCGUGCUCUAUUGCCGCCUUCACCGUCGAGAGGUACAUCGCCAUCUGCCAUCCCAUCAAGGCGCAGUUCCUGUGCACGCUGUCCCGCGCCAAGAAGAUCAUCCUUCUGGUUUGGACGCUGACGUCCGCCUACUGCGUCAUGUGGUUCUACCUGGCCAACCUGCAGGUGUUGGUUUACGACAACGCCAAGGUGACUGUGUGCGGCUACCGGGUGUCCAGGAAGCUCUACCUGCCUGUGUACUUCUUCGACUUCGGGGUGUUCUUCGUGGUGCCGCUGCUGCUGAGCGCGGUGCUGUACGGGCUGAUCGGACGCAUCCUUUUCCUCAACCCGCUUCCUUCUGACCCCAAGGAGCAGCAGCAGCUGCAGGGGCAUAACAACCACGACAUGGGCAAGAGGAGCUACAGGAGCUCCAGCUCCACCGCAGCCUCGCGGAGACAGGUGACCAAGAUGCUAGCAGUGGUGGUGAUCCUGUUCGCCGUGCUGUGGAUGCCGUACCGCACCCUGGUGGUGGUCAACUCCUUCCUGGACCGUCCGUACCUGAACAGCUGGUUCCUGCUCUUCUGCCGAGUGUGCGUGUAUCUGAACAGCGCCAUCAACCCGCUCAUCUACAACGCCAUGUCGCAAAAGUUCCGCGCCGCCUUCCUCAAGAUCUGCCGAUGCGGCCGCAGGGCUUCCGACAAGCCGGUGGGCUCUUACGGCGCGGCACUGAGCUAUAGCGCUGUCAAGGACUCGUCAGUGGCAGAGUGCACAGACCGCUUUUCCACCGGCUUGGAGGAGGUCACCAUCACCGGCGGGCUCCUGGUUGAGGACAAGGCCGUCUUCGGCGGAUCCUCCUCGUCUCCUUCCUAUGAGAAAGCGGACUUCAAGAUGGUGGCUUGAGCGUCUUCACAGAACCCAACCUUUCUUUCUCGAGCCGAGGCACAUUUUAUAUUCCAAAAAUGUCAGUUAAUGUCGAGCGUGUUGCUACCGAGUCGUCUAUGUAACAUGGGUUCAUCGUUGUGGUCAUGCUACUUGUAUGGCUUGAUGCUUUGCCGAUUAUUCUGUGUCGUGACAGACCACGGUAAAUAAUGCAAGCUAGUACUUUU